Vigna radiata var. radiata (mung bean) is the source of this 1707-nucleotide messenger RNA. Its product is annotated as pentatricopeptide repeat-containing protein At4g25270, chloroplastic-like. Gene Ontology annotation, molecular function: protein binding; RNA binding. NCBI's taxonomy places the organism in Eukaryota, Viridiplantae, Streptophyta, Magnoliopsida, Fabales, Fabaceae. The transcript has 2 exons. Gene Ontology annotation, biological process: RNA modification. The record is from RefSeq and is a predicted model, not a curated record. The coding region runs from base 120 to 1688 and encodes 522 amino acids.
AAAAUAGAGGGAAUAAAGAUAGGGUUUAUGGCUUUCAGUGAGAUAUCAUCUGAGAUUGCUGCUUCACUCUCCACUCUCACAUCCAGAUCUUAUUCCUCCUCGUAAUCAAGGAAAUUAGAAUGAUAAGCAUACUAGUAAGGUUCCCUCCAAAUGCCAUGAGCUUGUGCGCCAAAAAGAAGAAUAAGAACAAGAAUAAAACUUGGAAAGAGAGACGCUUGGAAGGCAAAGAAAGAAGAAACGUUCUUCGUUACCCAAAACCCAAAUCAACCCCACUCCUUAUCCAUCGCUGUCCUCCUCCCCAAACCCAAUUGGAAGCACUUGAACAAGUCAUCACAAACCUUGAAGACUCUAUUGAGAAGGGCAUCAGAAUUGACCCUGAAAUAUAUGCCUCUUUAUUAGAAAUAUGCUAUCGCUUGCAAGCCAUUCGUCCCGGUAUCAAACUCCAUCACCUUAUCCCAACAUCUAUGUUGCAUAGGAAUUUUGGCAUCUCUUCCAAGCUUCUUAGGUUGUAUGCGGUGUGUGGAUAUGUGGACGAUGCCCACGAGCUGUUUGAUCAAAUGUCUAACAGGGACACGUCUGCAUUUCCCUGGAAUUCGCUCAUCUCAGGGUAUGCCCAAAUGGGCCUCUAUGACGACGCCAUUGCACUCUACUUCCAAAUGGUAGAAGAGGGUGUUGAACCUGACUUUUUCACCUUCCCGAGAGUUCUCAAAGUUUGUGCUAGAAUUGGGUCUGUUCAAUUGGGGGAAGAAGUGCAUCGCCAUUUGGUUCGUGCUGGAUUUGCCAUUGAUGGGUUUGUGCUUAACGCACUUGUUGACAUGUAUUCGAAGUGUGGUGACAUUGUAAAGGCGCAAAAGAUCUUUGACAAGAUGUCUCAUAGAGACGCCAUUUCGUGGAAUUCCAUGCUCACUGCUUAUGUUCAUCAUGGCCUUGAGAUUGGGGCGGUGAACAUUUUCCACCAAAUGAUUUUGGAAGGGUGUGAACCUGAUUCUGUUAGCAUAUCCACUAUUCUUACAUGUGUGUCUUCGCCAUGUCUAGGCGUCCAAGUUCAUGGAUGGGUGAUUCGGCGAGGACUUGAUUGGAACUUGUCCAUAGCUAAUUCCUUGAUGGUGAUGUACUCUAGUCAUGGUAGGUUAGAAAAGGCAUGUUGGAUAUUCAAUCAAAUGCCAGAGAGGGAUGUUGUUUCGUGGAAUUCUAUAAUAUCUGCAUAUUGCAAAUGUAGGGAAGCCCUCACCUUUUUGGAGCAAAUGGAAGAAGCAGGUGUUCAGCCUGAUAAAAUAACAUUUGUUUCAAUAUUAUCAGCUUGUGCCCAUUUAGUUAUGGUGAAGGAAGGAGAGCGAGUGUUUGCUCUAAUGUGCGAAAAAUAUAAAAUAAAACCAAUUAUGGAACAUUAUGGUUGUAUGGUUAACCUUUACGGAAGAGCAGGACUAAUUAAAAAGGCUUAUAGCAUCAUAGUGGAUGGAAUGGGCUCUGAGGCUGCAGGUCCAACUCUUUGGGGAGCUUUAUUGUAUGCCUGCUUUUUGCAUGGAGACACAACUAUAGGGGAGAUUGCUGCAAAUAGGCUUUUUGAUUUGGAGCCAGACAACGAGCAUAACUUUGUACUUCUUAUGGGAAUUUAUGAAAAUGCAGGCAGAUUACAGGACAUGGAGAGAGUUAGAAUGAUGAUGGUUGACAGAGGAUUGGAUUAUUAGGCAGCUGUACAUCCUAACC